GUGCAAUUCCGUCCUGUGUGGCUAUUCUUUGGAGCAGUAGUCGUGUAUCUCCGUCCACCUUCUCUCCUACCUAAGUGCGUGCCACCACCCCAUGGAAGAUUCGAUGGACAUGGACAUGAGCUCCCUGAGGCCCCAGAACUAUCUUUUCGGUUGUGAACUAAAGGCCGACAAAGAUUAUCACUUUAAGGUGGAUAAUGAUGAAAAUGAGCACCAGUUAUCUUUAAGAACAGUCAGUUUAGGGGCUGGUGCAAAGGAUGAAUCGCACAUUGUUGAAGCAGAGGCAAUGAAUUACGAAGGCAGUCCAAUUAAAGUAACACUGGCAACUUUGAAAAUGUCUGUACAGCCAACGGUUUCCCUUGGGGGCUUUGAAAUAACACCACCCGUGGUCUUACAGUUGAAGUGUGGACCAGGGCCUGUGCAUAUUAGUGGGCAGCACUUAGUAGCUGUGGAAGAAGAUGCAGAGUCAGAAGAUGAAGAGGAGGAGGAUGUGAAACUCUUAAGUAUAUCUGGAAAGCGAUCCGCCCCUGGAGGUGGUAGCAAAGUUCCACAGAAAAAAGUAAAACUUGCUGUUGAUGAAGAUGAUGAUGAUGAUGAUGAUGAGUUUGACGAUGAGGAUACUGAAGAAAAAGCUCCAGUAAAGAAAUCUGGUCAAGAAUCCUUCAAAAAACAGGAAAAAACUCCUAAAGCACCAAAAGGACCUAGUUCUGUAGAAGACAUUAAGGCAAAAAUGCAAGCAAGUAUAGAAAAGGGUGGUUCUCUUCCCAAAGUGGAAGCAAAGUUCAUCAAUUAUGUGAAGAAUUGCUUUCGGAUGACUGACCAGGAGGCUAUUCAAGAUCUCUGGCAGUGGAGGAAGUCCCUUUAA
Propithecus coquereli (Coquerel's sifaka) is the source of this 862-nucleotide messenger RNA. Its product is annotated as nucleophosmin-like. Gene Ontology annotation, molecular function: chromatin binding; histone binding; RNA binding. Lineage: Eukaryota; Metazoa; Chordata; Mammalia; Primates; Indriidae. Gene Ontology annotation, biological process: chromatin remodeling; ribosomal large subunit export from nucleus; ribosomal large subunit biogenesis. Gene Ontology annotation, cellular component: ribonucleoprotein complex; centrosome; cytoplasm. The transcript has 2 exons. The coding region runs from base 92 to 862 and encodes 256 amino acids. The record is from RefSeq and is a predicted model, not a curated record.